Molecule: messenger RNA, 1671 nt
Organism: Cercospora beticola
Lineage: Eukaryota; Fungi; Ascomycota; Dothideomycetes; Mycosphaerellales; Mycosphaerellaceae
Source: RefSeq, a predicted model, not a curated record
ACCCCGUCAGAGCAGCGCAUCAGCAUUCCUCGCGUCGUGACACGGCAAUCACCAGACGUGUGCCCUAUUUUGGAUCUUUAUCAAUUUAACUUCACAUCCAUAUCUCAAACAUCACCAUGAAAGCUGGUCUUCUUGUCGCGGCUUUGGCCGCUACCGCCACUGCGCAGCUCCACCGCCGUGGCCACCGACACGCGCGUCGUGAGAACCCCGUGGCCUACCACGAGGAGGUCCAGGUCGUGACCGAAACCGCAAAGCACGUUGUCUACGUUGACAGCAAUGGCAACCCCAUCGUCGAGCCAGCCAAGACUCCGGCUCCAGCUCCUCCAGCAUACCAGGCGCCACCAGCACCUCCAGCUUACCAGGCACCACCAGCUCCAGCUCCUCCAGCAUACCAGGCGCCACCAGCACCUCCAGCUUACCAGGCACCACCAGCUCCAGCUCCAGCCCCGGCUGCUCCAAAGCCAGAGGCACCAAAGGAGGCUCCAAAGCCUGCUGCACCCAAGCCAGAGGCUCCAAAGGACUACAAGCCAAGCUCCGGCGGUGGCCAGGGUAUCGUCUACUCUCCUUACAACAACGACAAGUCCUGCAAGAACCAGGAUCAGGUCAACGCCGACUUCGAGAAGCUCGGUGACUACAAGCUUGUUCGUAUCUACGGCUGUGACUGCGACCAGGUCAACACCGUGCACAAGGCUGCUACCGCCAAGGGCAUGAAGGUCUUCAUCGGUAUCUUCGACAUCAACCAGGUCCAGUCCGACGUCGAGAAGAUCGUUGCUGUCGCUAACGGCGAUUGGUCUUGGGUCGACACUGUCUCUGUCGGUAACGAGCUCGUCAACAAUGGUGCUGCUAGCGUCGAUGCUGUUGUUGGCGCCGUCAACGCUGCUCGUAGCCAACUCCGUGGCGCUGGGUACCAGGGCCCUGUCGUCAUCGUCGACACCUUCGUUGCCAUGAUUGCCAACCCAGCCAUCUGCGAAGCUUCCGACUACGCCGCCGCCAACUGCCACGCUUUCUUCGAUGGUGGCAAGACUGCUGACCAGGCCGCUGAUUUCGUUGCCGAACAAGCCGAGCGCGUCAAGCAGGCCUGCGGUGGUAAGAAGACCGUCAUCACCGAGACUGGCUGGCCAUGGAACGGCGCCACCAACGGUGCUGCUGUCCCAAGCAAGGAGAACCAGGCCAAGGUUAUCAACGGACUCAAGUCCAAGUUCUCCGAGAACAUCUACCUCUUCACUGCUUUCGAUGACCUCUGGAAGGACAACUUUGCUGGCUCUCACGGUGCCGAGUGCCACUGGGGUUUCAUCGAGCACUCUGCUUAAAUUGCUCGUGAUGAUUGAUUUCUCAAGCACUGCAUGAAGCAUCAGUAUGAAGCAUUUGAUGCGCAAGCCACACACACACACAGUCCCAGGAUACGAUAGAUGGGCACGAAGGGAGAUUUCUUGUACAAAUGUCCUUCUCUCUGAAGGGGGUCCUGUUCAAUACGGAAAAGACAUUUGCAUAGCACAGGAGGGUCUCAGCCAGGGCGUUUGUCGGGAAGAAUGAUUGUCUGUUUCGUAAGAGAAAAUGCCUCGAUUUUGAGAGGCCGGUAAAGAUGCAUCGGCAGCAUAGCCUGCUGUCGAUGAGCUUCAAAUGUGCAAGUUCUUGUUCUUACCAUCUCUACCAUGUCAUGGCACAAACUUG